AUGACGAAACAUUGUCAACCAAGCACCCGCAUCAGCGAUCAUACUCUUCACCUAUGUACAUCGGGUGAAACUGUAUCCUCACUUCUCGCUCAUGAUCCCAACCUACGACCUAGUGACGCCUGGGACAAACUCUACAGUAACGCCGCGCGGAAAGGAGGGGGGGCUGCAGAACGUGGACCGAAUCGGCAGUCGACCAAUGGUCACGAUAGUACUACCGAGACAGAGCUCGAACAAGCGGCAAGGUGCGGGAACUGGGGUCCGACUAAACCAAGUGACUUAUUCCUCAAGUCAAGACUGCCCGAUAUUGCCCGCCACAUGUCCAAUCUCAUUGUCCGUGCAAAAGAGGAGGUGUUCUUGGCGACCAACUACUGGCAAAACAGCGUAGCCUCCAAGUACAUCACUGACGCCAUCAGAGAACUGGACCGCCGAGCUGGGGAAGCGGGCACUAGGGUAGUCGUCAAAAUCAUCUACGACCGCGGGAGCCCCAGACAGCUCUACCAGCCUCACUACAUCGUUUCCGAGAAAGUCUCGACUGGCAAGGACGUCAACCUACCGUCUGCCGCUGAGAUCCCGAAUAUUGACUUGGAGGUCAUGAAUUACCACACCCCGCUAAUGGGGACCUUUCACGCAAAGUAUAUGGUGGUUGACCGGAAGAUUGCUGUCUUGCAGAGCAACAACAUCCAGGAUAAUGACAACCUGGAGAUGAUGGUCCACUUGGAGGGCCCCAUUGUUGAUUCAGUGUACGAUAUGGCUCUGAUUUCGUGGCAUAGGAGAUUGGAUCCGCCAUUACCGAGUCAAACUGCGGGUCUUGUUGACGGUGAAAAGCAAGACACGAGGUUGGAUAAAACCGACGGCGGUACUACCGGUGAUGCGAAUUCAGAAAAGGGUAAGGUGGGACCCACCAAGGAUGACAAGAAGCCAGUAUCGGUUGUUAAAGGGGAGCAAAGCAACGGAGCAGUCACCGAUCCUUUGAACCAGGAUCUGGUACAAGAAACAAGACCGCUCCCACAACACACGGCAGAUGAUCCGCACUACGACGAGGACAUUGCGGGGGAACUGGCCCGCUCGCAAGCAUCACUCGCUCCCAAGCCCAGGGAGACACACCUGCAAGCCGUCACCCGGCUGCUCAACCACACCCUCAACGAAGGUCUGCCAGGAGACCCUGGAGCACCGGAGUGCCCACCGGGAGAUUUCAUGACACCAUACCUCCCCCACCUAACUGGCACCCCCUGCCCGAUGGCCCUCGUCAACCGCGCCCCCUACGGCCCGCCAACCCACGGAUCCGUGUCGAACCCCCAGAACGCCGCCUGGCUCUCCGCCCUACGCAACGCCCAGAAGAGCGUUUACAUCGUCUCGCCAACCCUCAACGCAUCCCCCGUCCUCCCGGCCAUCAUCGAAGCCUGUGAGCGCGGUGUCGACGUCCACUGCUACAUCUGCCUCAGCUACAACGAUGCCGUUCGUCCCCCUCUCCACCCAUUCUCCCCUCAAACCAACCUACCACCCCUCACUAACACCCCCUUCCCCCCCAAACAGGGCGAACUCCUCCCGCGCCAAGGCGGACACAACGAAGGCGUCUCCGCCCACCUGCACCGCACCCUCACCCCGACGGGACGCACGCACCUCCACUACCACUGGUACGUGGCCAAAGACCAAACCCGCCCCAUCACACAAGCCUCCCGCCAACGCAGCAGCCACGUCAAGCUGCUGAUCGCGGACGGCGCCGUGGCGGUGCAGGGCAACGGCAACCAGGACACGCAGAGCUGGUUCCACAGCCAGGAGGCGAAUUUGUUGGUGGAUAGUGCGGAGUUGUGCGGGCUGUGGUUGGAGGGGUUGCGGCGGAAUCAGAAUACGGGGUUGUUUGGGGCGGUGGGGGGGCUGGAUGGUGUGUGGAGGGAUGGGAGGGGGGAGGAAGUCGAGGGGGCGAUGGGGGUGGAGGCGGGGAGGGUUAGGGGGUGGGCGAGGGGGGUGAAGGGCGCGGUGGAGAGGGUGAGGGGGACGGGCGGGUUUUGA
Chaetomium globosum CBS 148.51 is the source of this 2010-nucleotide messenger RNA. RefSeq lists its product as uncharacterized. Gene Ontology annotation, molecular function: catalytic activity. The transcript has 2 exons. The record is from RefSeq and is a predicted model, not a curated record. NCBI's taxonomy places the organism in Eukaryota, Fungi, Ascomycota, Sordariomycetes, Sordariales, Chaetomiaceae. The coding region runs from base 1 to 2010 and encodes 669 amino acids.